This is a messenger RNA of Cornus florida, 2339 nucleotides long. Its product is annotated as ATP-dependent DNA helicase Q-like 2. The transcript is spliced from 20 exons. Gene Ontology annotation, molecular function: nucleic acid binding; 3'-5' DNA helicase activity; four-way junction helicase activity. Bases 5 to 2137 code for a protein of 710 amino acids. The record is from RefSeq and is a predicted model, not a curated record. Gene Ontology annotation, cellular component: mediator complex; chromosome; cytoplasm. Lineage: Eukaryota; Viridiplantae; Streptophyta; Magnoliopsida; Cornales; Cornaceae. Gene Ontology annotation, biological process: DNA replication; double-strand break repair via homologous recombination.
AGACAUGGGGAGCACCGAAGAAAUCUUGGAGGAGCUACUCAACGUAGAGGUGGAGCUUCAAGAUGUCGAAGACCAAAUAAAGAUAUUGCUUGAUAGACAAGAAAAACUGUAUGAGAGACAAUCUGAACUGAAGGCCUUGUUUGAAGAUUGUAAUGCAUCAGGAAGCACUGGUAAUGAUGGCACUUCUGUUACUGCAGAGAAUUGGUCUGGGCCAUUUGAAUGGGAUUCUCAAGCCGACGAUGUUAGGUUCAAUGUGUUUGGCAUAUCCACUUAUCGUGCAAACCAGCGAGAGAUUAUAAAUGCAAUCAUGAGUGGAAGAGAUGUUUUAGUGAUCAUGGCCGCGGGUGGUGGCAAGAGUCUCUGCUAUCAGCUUCCAGCUAUUCUUCGUGAUGGAGUCGCUCUUGUUGUCAGUCCUUUGCUUUCCCUUAUUCAGGAUCAGGUGAUGGGGUUGGCUGCUUUAGGCAUCCCAGCAUUCAAGUUGACCUCAACAACUAUUAAGGAAGAUGAAAAAUUCAUCUACAAGGCCCUUGAAAAGGGUGGAGAAGAGCUCAAAAUAUUAUAUGUCACACCAGAAAAGAUAUCGAAGAGCAAGCGAUUUAUGUCGAAACUUGAAAAAUGCCAUCAUGCUGGUCGUCUCUCUCUAAUUUCUAUCGAUGAGGCGCAUUGUUGUAGCCAGUGGGGCCAUGAUUUUCGUCCAGAUUACAAGAAUCUUGGUAUUUUAAAGACUCAGUUUCCCAAUGUUCCUCUGGUUGCUUUGACUGCAACGGCCACUAGGAAAGUCCAGAUAGAUUUGAUGGAGAUGCUACAUAUCCCAAAAUGCAUUAAAUUUGUUAGCACAGUGAAUAGGCCAAAUCUUUUUUAUAUGGUAAAAGAAAAGUCAUCUGUUGGGAAGAUGGUUAUUGACGAAAUUGCCGAAUAUAUACAAAGUUCAUAUCCGAAUAAUGAAUCUGGGAUAGUUUAUUGCUUCUCUAGGAAGGAAUGUGAACAGGUUGCAAAGGAACUACGUGGAAGAGGAAUUUCAGCUGAUUAUUAUCAUGCAGAUAUGGAAGUAAAUGCUCGUGAGAAAGUUCAUCUGCGUUGGAGCAAUGGCAAGUUGCAGGUCAUUGUUGGUACGGUAGCAUUUGGUAUGGGAAUCAACAAACCAGAUGUCAGGUUUGUCAUCCAUCACAGCCUAAGCAAAUCAAUGGAGACGUACUACCAGGAAAGUGGUCGGGCCGGACGAGAUGGACUUCCUUCUGAAUGUGUACUCUACUUUAGGCCUGGUGAUGUUCAUAGGCAGAGCUCAAUGGUCUUCUAUGAAAAUUCUGGAUUGCAGAAUCUGUAUGACAUAGUCCGAUAUUGUCAGUCUAAAAAAGAAUGUCGUCGCGGUGCUUUCUUCCGACAUUUUGCUGAGCCAUUGCAAGAGUGUAAUGGGAUGUGCGACAACUGUGCAUUUUCAAGUGAGGUCAAGGAAGCUGAUGUCUCCGGUCAUGCAAAAGUUAUUGUAUCCUUACUGCAAGAUAUGCAAGACAAUGAUCAGAGAGUGACAGUUUUACAAAUGGUGGAUAGGUUGAAGGUUAAGCGCAUAGACGUAGGUCCCGAGCUAAAGAGAGAUGAAUUAGAGCACCUUGUGAUUCAGCUUAUAGUGGACCGUGUUUUGAAAGAAGAAUUUCAACAUACAGCUUAUACUACAAAUGCAUAUGUCACGGUAGGACCACUUGCAAAGCAUGUAUUGCAGGGAAAAAAGAUUGUUAAGCUUGAGAUUUCUAGUGGACAGAGGAGUAAGGGUGGCGUUAUGAAAUCUUCAAAACGCAGUACCAUAUCUUCAGGGUUGGAGUUUAAGCUUGAUGAGCUGCGAAAGGAACUCUCUUCUAUUCAUGGGGGAAUAUUUCCUCACUCUGUCUUGUCUACUCAACAAAUCAACUUGCUAAGUGCUCAGAGACCAAAGUCAACGGAGCAGUUGGAGAGCAUAAUUGGAAAAUUGAAGACGGAGAAAUACGGGAGUAGAAUUCUUGAAGAAAUUGGAAGUUACGAGUCCAAGUGCCCACCUGAAAAUGAGUUUCUUGAUGAAGGUCAAGGUAGUGGAAAUAGAGUUGCAAAGAGGUUAAAAACUAAAAAGGCUACUGUAGUCAUUGAGAGUAGUGAAGAUGAAGCAUGAAAGUCACAGAUAUUUACUUGAAUUCUAUUACUAAUCACUAACUUAUAUUAGGACUAUUUGUAUACACAUGCGUCUAUGGAUAGUUGAGAGAGAUUUGGAAAUUUGUUGAAACAAGCCGGUGUUUUGUAUUCUUUUACUUUAUGUUACAAUUGUGGUUUUGCGCUAUCCUAGAAAUCAGUGAUACAUGUAUAGAUUUUUCAUA